This is a messenger RNA of Drosophila novamexicana, 1266 nucleotides long. It is a transcript of the gene MED6, whose product is annotated as mediator of RNA polymerase II transcription subunit 6. The transcript has 4 exons. Gene Ontology annotation, biological process: regulation of transcription by RNA polymerase II. Gene Ontology annotation, cellular component: core mediator complex; mediator complex. The record is from RefSeq and is a predicted model, not a curated record. Lineage: Eukaryota; Metazoa; Arthropoda; Insecta; Diptera; Drosophilidae. Gene Ontology annotation, molecular function: transcription coactivator activity. Bases 437 to 1207 code for a protein of 256 amino acids.
AAUUAUAAACAAAAUAUGAAUAACAAAAAAGUGUACUACUUGCACUAGUCGCAGGUACAUAACGCACUAAUGAUAAUUCACACAUACUAAAAUUAACAGUUUAACGGUGAACUUACAGUGCCCUCAGCGCCGUACUAAUUGUUUAGCAGCAGCUGUUGAAUUUUCCUGUUCACGACACUGAAAUAUUUAUUACACAACAAAUAAAUCAAAUAAAGACAUAUCGAAAAAGUGCAACAUUUUAAAAUUGGCAGCGUUCGGUCUAUAAAUAAUUUGUAAACAAACUGAGAAAGAGGAAAGACGCUCGAGCAAGCAAAUAGCGGCCAGGCAUUGACACUGACCCACUGAUUGAUUAGCAAUUAUUUUCUGUCGUCAGCCGGCGCAAAAAAAAGACAACUAUUUCGCAGACCCAAUAUAUUCACGUGCAGCAGCCGCAACAAUGGCGAACCGACAAAUAACGCAACCACCAGAAAAUCAUCUACGAUUAUCUUGGCACGAUACUCAGAUGAUGGCCACAUUGAGCCCACAGACCGUUAUGGACUACUUUUGCCGCAAGAGCAAUCCGUUCUAUGACCACAUGUGUAACAAUGAAACCAUACGCAUGCAGCGUCUGGGAGUUGAACAUUUGCAUAAUAUGCUGGGCAUGGAGUACAUUCUACUGCACGUAGCCGAACCAAUUCUCUAUGUCAUACGCAAACAGCAUCGACACAAUCCCUCGGAGGCGACACCAAUUGCCGAUUACUAUAUAAUUGGAGGCACUGUGUACAAGGCGCCUGAUCUGGCAAACGUGAUAAAUGCGCGUAUUCUCAACACAGUCGUUAAUCUGCAGUCGGCGUUCGAGGAAGCCAGCAGCUAUGCCCGCUAUCAUCCCAACAAAGGAUACACCUGGGACUUUUCGUCUAACAAAGUUUUAUCUGACAAAACCAAGUCUGACAAGAAGGAUUCAAAUGCUGCCAAGGAUGACAAUAGUGGCACGUUAUUUCAAAAGCAACGUGUUGACAUGUUGCUGGCCGAGCUACUACGUAAAUUCCCACCGCCUAUACCUCCAAUGCUACAGAAUUUUCAGCAACCACUACAAGCUGGACAAGUGCCAGCGGGCACAGAUGGUAGUACGGGGUCGAACCCAACGGAUAUUCAUGCCACUGGGCCAUUAGAUAUAGCAACGGAAAGCAUAGAUAUGAAGCCGCCGCCCGAGAAGAAAACCAAGUGAACUUCGUUGCAGUUUAAUCGUAUAUUUCAUAUUAACCGUAUUAGCAUUAAAGUAAACAC